Molecule: messenger RNA, 2408 nt
Organism: Dermacentor silvarum
Lineage: Eukaryota; Metazoa; Arthropoda; Arachnida; Ixodida; Ixodidae
Exons: 2
Coding region: 836-2296 (486 amino acids)
Source: RefSeq, a predicted model, not a curated record
AUGGCUUUCUACGUCACACGAAAUAUGUACACAUGAACAAAGUCACACUAAAAUGUACCAUAUGUCACAUGCGGUAUGCCCACGUGAAACACUACAAGGAUCACAUAGAAAAAUCUUGCUCAUCAUCUGCUGUUGAUAACAGAUUAAUACCUGUAAAUACGCUUGACUUGGAAAUGUCUAGUACUCAGGCUAGUAGCCAGUCUUUGUGUGCCUCAUACGUGAUGGAUGCGAAAACUAGUUCAGUUAAUCAAUUGACCGUCGAGGCUAACACAGACAUUAGUACUGCAGAGACACAGGCUUCAAGCCCUCAAUUGAUUACCAAACUGUCAUGCUUGGCUCGGCAACUGGAGUCACAACAUCGCUGUACGAAAGUAGCUGUAGACGCAGUAGUACAUGGAGUUGCAAAUAUCUUGGCAGCUGCCGGCGUUGCGCUUGAUGUUUCAGCUCUUCAUAAUUCCAGUGCAAGGAAGGCACUUUAUUGUUCCGAAGGAAUAUAUGUGGCUCCAGUAGAGGUAACUCUUGAUUGUGGGAGUAAAGGCUAUAUUAUUCCUCUUAAAAGCCUGCUUGAAAAUCUGCUGCACCACCCAUAUUUUCUCCAUUGCUUCAAGUCCAAAUUGGACAUCUCAAGCAGUGACCUCCUCAAGGAUUUCACUGAUGGCACGAGAUUUCAGACACAUCCCGUUGGCAGUUCCCAUGAUGAAAAUUUAAUUGUGAUGUUACUUUACUGUGACGAUAUCGAGUUGGCCAAUCCGAUUGGCAUGAAAAGAGGCUCUAGAGGUCGAAACUGAGUAAUAUUUUUUUACUGGCUGUAGGAAACUCAAAGGACUUGAAGUCAAUGGAUGCAAAGGCAAAGCUCCUUAGUGACUUUUUUUCUACUGUGAAUAAGCUACAAACUGGCUGUGACCUUCAAACAAUGCAUAGCAAAGAAACAUUUUUUGGGUACCUGUUGGCAUACUCUGGAGACUCCCUGGCAUGCCACAACAUAGCAGGAUUCAAGGAAUCUUUCAGCAAGAAUGUCCGCUUCGCAUGUAGGACUUGUAUGGUUGCAACAUCUGAAUUUUCUCGCUUCCACUAUGAGAUAGAGUGUUCUUUGCGUACCCAGUGUCAAUAUGAAAAGCAGUUGUUGCAACUUGAAAAAUCGGAUUCAAAGAAAAGCUUCACUGAGCAUUCAGCACAAUGUGGUAUCAAUUCUAGGUCUGUGCUGUCCAAAAUCAACCACUUCUCGAUCUUGACAGACCUGCUUUAUGAUCCGAUGCACGUCCUGCUAGAAGGGGUUGUUCCGUUUGAACUGCAACUCUUUGCAAAAUUCAUUGUGAGAGAAGCUUCAUGGAUCAGUUUAAGCCAACUCAAUGCUGCCCUGUCUCAAUUUUCUUUCCACAAGUUUGUGAGCAAAAGUGACUAUCCCAGGCCUUUUGAAUCUGAUUUCAGUUUUCCUUCUUCAGCAAGUUCUACUUAUGUACUUAUGCUGCAUUUUUUGUUCAUAAUAGAUAAUUUUGUGCCCAGAAACAAUGUGCAAGAGCCACACUGUGAGUGUUUUUUGUUGUUGUGCAUAAUCACGCAGCUGUUACUUUCUCCUGUGUUAUCUCCUGAUGUGCUUUGGGAUGUUGAGCACCUUAUUGCACGUCAUAAUGAACUUAUUGUGAGGCUGUAUGGCUCAGAUGCAUUUAAGCCGAAGCACCACAUGCUGCUGCACAUGAGCACACAGAUAAGACGCUUUGGUCCUUCUCAUCAUCACUGGACAAUGCGUUUUGAAGGCAAAAAUGCCCUUCCAAAAUCCAAGAAAUUCUGGAAUUUCAAAAACAUUCCCUUAUCAGUUGCUGACUUUUUUCAAACACAAAUGUCCAGUGAUCUUUGGGAAGCACCAGGUCACCCUAAACUUAAAGAAGCUCAACGUGGCAUGCCAGAUGUUGGAAUGCCAUUCAUCCUGACGUCUGAUUUCCUACAUUGUGGUUUAGAGACCAGGAACAUUGGCGAAGUAGCUUCUUCUGUAUCGUAUGCCAAUGUUGCUAAUGUAAAGAUCUCCAUUUCUGAUGUUGUUGUGUUUUCAAGAAGCGAUGGUCCACUGUUUGGAGAGGUACAGGCAAUUGUAUCCUGGUGCAGCAACAUUUUUUUUGUUGUGCAUGUGCUUGUUCAAGCCAGAUACGCAAAGCAUGUAAAUGCCUUUGUUUUGCUGAAGACAACGCAUACAAUGGCAAUGAGGUCUGAAUCGCUGUUGUACCCAUGGCCCCUGUUUGUGUACUCAAAGGAUGACAAUAUUUAUGGGAUCACAAAGUGUCUCCAUGAGUGUCCUCUCUGAAUAAAGUUGUCAUUUUUUCAACAUUGGUGUAAAGCCCACCAAGCCCAGAGAAUGUUUUUAUUAUAUAUGUGCAGUGGUGUCUUACAAUGAAGUACUGUUCUUAUUCCAGGAA